This is a messenger RNA of Colletotrichum higginsianum IMI 349063, 996 nucleotides long. RefSeq names its product Short-chain dehydrogenase. The transcript is spliced from 4 exons. Bases 1 to 996 code for a protein of 331 amino acids. NCBI's taxonomy places the organism in Eukaryota, Fungi, Ascomycota, Sordariomycetes, Glomerellales, Glomerellaceae. The record is from RefSeq and is a predicted model, not a curated record. Gene Ontology annotation, cellular component: intracellular anatomical structure. Gene Ontology annotation, molecular function: oxidoreductase activity, acting on NAD(P)H, oxygen as acceptor.
AUGUUCGGCUCCAUCCUCCGUGCUGUCGUCUCGCGGCCUCGAGUCAUCACUUGUGUCCCCCGUAUCGCGACCGCCAGCCGAACCGCCAGAUUCCAGCCCUUCUCGACGACCAUCGUAACCAUGGCAGACAUGAAUGACGGCGCUUUCAAGCACGACGCCACCGUGCCCCCAUCCAGCAACCGUGUGCUGCCCUUGUUCUCCCUCAAGGGCAAGACGGCCAUCGUCUCUGGCGCCGGCGCCGGCAUUGGCCUGCAAAUCGCCCACGCCUAUGCCGAGGCCGGUGCCAACGUCGCCAUCUGGUACAACAACAACAAAAAGGCUCUGGACCGCGCUGCCGAGAUCGAGAAGGAGUACGGUGUCAAAUGCAAGGCGUACCAGGUCAAUGUCACCUCCCACCAGGAGAUACAGGAAUCCGUCCAGCAAAUUGUGUCUGAAUUCAACGGACGUCUUGACAUCUUCGUUGCCAACUCGGGCAUUGCAUGGGAAGAAGGCCCCUUGAUCGACGGCCCAAUGGAUGUCGCCGACAGAGUCAUGGCCGUCAACGUCAACGGCACCAUCUACUGCGCCCAGGUUGCCGGUGAGCACUUCCGCCGCCAGAAGAAGGAGGGCACGACGCUCGACGGUAAGAAGCUCGAGGGCUUCACCUACGGCAGCUUCAUCGCGACCGCCAGCAUGAGUGCCCACAUCGUCAAUGUGCCGCAGUCGCAGUCGGUGUACAAUUCGUCCAAGGCGGCCGUCAUCCACCUGUGCAAGAGUUUGGCCGUCGAAUGGGUUGAUUUUGCCCGCGUCAAUACAGUCUCGCCUGGAUACAUCAAGACGGAGAUUUCGGCUUUCGCCGGAGCCGAGGCCAAGAAGCAAUGGAAGGAUAAGACUCCCAUGGGACGCGAGGGAGAACCCGGCGAGCUCAAGGGCGCGUAUCUUUACCUCGCCUCGGAUGCGGCCUCGUACACCACCGGUUGCGAUCUGGUCGUCGACGGAGGAUACUGCUUACCUUGA